GCCCGGAGCCGCCUCGCUGGCUCAGUGGCGACUCGCGCUGCUUCAGGCCUUUGGUCGCUAGGUGCAGGCAUGGCGGGGAAGGCCUGGCUCUGCACCCAGGGCCGCCUGAGAUUCUCAGCGCGCCUGUCGUGCGCUACUUAGAACGGAAGUGGAGGGCUUUGAAGGCUGAGGACUUUCCCAGUGCCCCUCCUUGGCGGAGAUGGAACUUCCGCCUGAGUGGAAGACAGGCUUAGAGCGGAGCUUUUGCCGUUGUUCUUGACCAGGUAAAGAUUUGACCCGGACUGUAACAAAGGACACUAAAGGAAAGACGCUUUCUGUCACACCCGGCCGUUGCCCUGGCGGCCCGAACUGUGCUCGGUCACCUCAGAGCACCUGACGAGACAGUAGUGAAAAACAGCUUUCCCCAAUGGAGCCGCGUUGGGAAUUUCCUAACUGGAAGUGUGGGUUGACGUAGCGGGCGAGAGAUAGGCAUAAGUGGGUGGCCCGGUCCAGGUGUGGUCCGGCCCGUCACUGACCCAUCCUGUCUGGGCUCCAGUCACAGUUCCUUGGAAUCCAAAGCCUGGUAGCGGAAGGAAACGACACAAGCGUCCCUCUUUAGAAUGUUUUCCAUCCUGCCAGAACCGUUACUUGGUGACUUAAUCCCUGUCAGAGCCGAAUAAAAGUGAUGGAAUUCCCAAACAGUCCUGUGGAAGUUGCGUUUUUGUGCAUGCUCUGUGAUAGUCGACUGUUUAACGGAUACUGGGUUCCUCUGUAUUUGCGCCUUCUCUGUAAAGUCUGUCACCUUACUGGCGAUGGCAUGUGGUCACGUUAACUCCUUUCUGGAAGACAACUUUACAAGGACCAAAUUUGGGGCUCCAGAACUCUCCAGCGACCAGGGACUGCACAGGACUGAGUCCAUAUGGAAGAAGAACUACCUGGUUUCUAUGGAGAAAGUGGCAAGAAGGAAAAAAAAUAAAGCAGAACUCUUAGAAAAUAAGAUUCCUUCAUAUGAGGAGCCAGUACAGGCUACCCUGUCAUCAUUGAAGAUGCUAGAUGUGGGGAAGUGGCCAAUCUUUUCCCUUUGUUCUGAGGAAGAGCUGCAGACGAUUCAUCAGGCUUGUGUCUUUGGCAGUGCUGGCAAUGAAGUUUUAUACACCACAGUCAAUGAUGAGAUUUUUGUGCUCGGCACAAACUGCAGUGGCUGUCUGGGGAUAGGUGACAUUCAGAGCACCAUUGAGCCUCGGAGACUGGAUUCUUUAACUGGCAAAAAGAUAGCCAGCCUCAGCUAUGGGAGUGGCCCACACAUCGUCCUUGCAACAGCAGACGGAGAAGUCUUCACCUGGGGUCACAAUGCCUAUAGCCAGCUGGGCAAUGGGACCACGAACCAUGGUUUGGUGCCCUGCCACAUCUCUACUAACUUGUCAAAUAAACAAGUCAUUGAGGUUGCCUGUGGCUCUUACCAUUCUUUGGUCCUAACAUCUGAUGGCGAGGUAUUUGCCUGGGGUUAUAAUAACUCUGGGCAGGUAGGAUCUGGAUCAACAGCUAAUCAGCCCAUCCCUCGAAGAGUCACUGGAUGCUUGCAGAAUAAAGUAGUUAUGAACAUAGCAUGUGGGCAAAUGUGUUCCAUGGCCGUUGUAGAUACAGGAGAGGUCUAUGUCUGGGGUUACAAUGGGAAUGGCCAGCUGGGCCUGGGCAGCAGUGGCAACCAGCCAACCCCCUGUAGAGUGGCAGCCCUGCAAGGCAUUCGUGUCCAGCGGGUCGCCUGUGGCUACGCACACACAUUAGUAUUAACAGAUGAAGGUCAAGUGUAUGCGUGGGGUGCAAAUUCUUAUGGCCAGUUGGGCACUGGCAAUAAAAGUAACCAGUCCUACCCCACCCCUGUCGACGUGGAAAAGGACAGGAUCAUAGAGAUUGCGGCCUGUCACUCCACCCACACGUCUGCUGCCAAGACCCAGGGCGGGCACGUGUACAUGUGGGGCCAGUGCCGGGGCCAGUCGGUGGUCCUGCCCCACCUCACCCACUUCUGCUGCACCGAUGACGUGUUUGCCUGCUUUGCCACCCCUGCAGUCACCUGGCGCCUCCUGUCUGUGGAACCUGAUGACCACCUCACCGUGGCUGAGUCACUGAAGAGGGAAUUUGACAACCCUGACACUGCAGACCUCAAGUUUCUGGUUGAUGGAAAAUACAUUUAUGCUCACAAAGUCCUUCUCAAAAUUAGGUGUGAGCAUUUUCGUUCUUCAUUAGAAGACAGUGACGAUGAUAUUAUAGAAAUGAGUGAGUUUUCAUAUCCUGUGUUCCGAGCUUUCCUGGAGUACCUAUACACGGAUAACAUCAGCCUAUCUCCUGAGGAGGCAGUAGGAUUGCUAGAUCUGGCCACAUUUUAUAGUGAGACGCGGCUGAAGAAGCUCUGUCAGCAGACUAUCAAGCAAGGAAUCUGUGAGGAGAAUGCUAUUGCUUUGCUGUCUGCUGCUGUGAAAUACGACGCUCAGGAUUUAGAAGAGUUCUGCUUCAGAUUUUGCAUAAAUCAUCUGACUGUAGUAACACAAACUUCAGGGUUUGCAGAAAUGGACCACGAUCUUCUGAAGAACUUCAUCAGCAAAGCCAGCAGAGUUGGAGCUUUUAAGAACUGAUCCCUAACAUGCAAAGGAGUGUCUAAGCCUUUCCACUUCACCCCUGCAAAAACAAAUAAAACAUUUUUAAAAAGCCA
Molecule: messenger RNA, 2686 nt
Organism: Mesocricetus auratus (golden hamster)
Lineage: Eukaryota; Metazoa; Chordata; Mammalia; Rodentia; Cricetidae
Gene: Rcbtb2
Product: RCC1 and BTB domain containing protein 2
Exons: 15
Coding region: 792-2609 (605 amino acids)
Molecular function (GO): protein binding
Source: RefSeq, a predicted model, not a curated record